AUGUUUAAUAAUUAUUGUAUCAUUGAAGCCAGCGGCAUUUAAAUAUUGUCAAAUAUUUAAAAACAGAUCGAACUUUUCAAAGCGAAAAAUAUGGCUCAGCAAACUUACGAAUACAAUGUUGACAUGACCUGCGAAGGAUGCUCUAACGCGGUACAAAGAGUUCUUGGAAAAGUGUCAGAUAUUUCCAAACUAACAAUCGAUCUUCCAUCAAAAAAAGUAUUUGUAACGACAAAUCUUGAUCAUAAUCAAAUAUUAGAAUCAAUCAAGAAGACUGGAAAAACAUGUUCAUUUGUCGGUGUUCAAAAAUAAAUAUAGUUGAUGACAAAAUUUCUGCAGUC
Ceratosolen solmsi marchali is the source of this 338-nucleotide messenger RNA. RefSeq names its product Antioxidant 1 copper chaperone (gene Atox1). Gene Ontology annotation, molecular function: metal ion binding; copper chaperone activity. The record is from RefSeq and is a predicted model, not a curated record. Gene Ontology annotation, cellular component: cytosol. The transcript has 3 exons. Bases 91 to 309 code for a protein of 72 amino acids. NCBI's taxonomy places the organism in Eukaryota, Metazoa, Arthropoda, Insecta, Hymenoptera, Agaonidae. Gene Ontology annotation, biological process: copper ion transport.